AUGACCAAGGCAGCAACCACCAAGAAGAUGCAGAGUUCCCCCAACUCAAGGGCCCUCUGGCCCUUUUAUGCCUCAGAACAUCCAGCACAGGUCCCGGAGAAGCAAGGGAACAACAUCAAGUAUAUGGAGAAGGAAAUAGUAAACCUCAAGAAAGACCUUAUGCGAAGCCGCUUCCUGAUUCAAUCCGUGAAAAUAGGCCGUGGGUAUUUUACCAUGCUGAGGGAGGAGAGUGCCUGGAAAAAAAGCCAACAGCAACUUCAGAAACUGAAAGAAGAAGAAAGACAUAAAUUCCAACCGGCCAAAAAGGUCUCAGAAAUCCACUACAGGGAUAUCAUUCUGGCCACCUACGAUGAUGAGAAGGUUAAGAAGGCGGGGGCCGGAGUCAUACCUCGCCCCUUCACCCCCAAGCACAACUGCAUCAUUUCGCCCCUGCUACGCGAGGCUCACGUGGAAUCCCUCUUCCGCCAGCUGUGUGCCCUCCACUGGCUCCUGGAGGCCCUGACUAUCGACCACACCCACCACACCAUGAAGCCCUUGAUCACCUGCUGGAAUACGAAGGACCCAGGUGGAAGCAAGAGCACGAUAAAAAAGAUCAUUAAGGACAAGUCCAUGGGACAGAGGUGGGAGCACUUCAUCACGGCGCCCAAGACCAAGAAAUUCAAAAUUCCUACACUACGCACCGCGAGCCGCAAACCAAGCCGGCGAGGCUCCACACUCAGCCUGUCCCGAGCCAGCGCGGGCUCCUCUCCCCAGAACAGCAUGCUCUCCAUGAACCCUGGCUCAGAGGAGCCGCCCACCGUGGUCAUCCAGGCCACAGGCAGCAAGGACGUCGAGGACACUGAAUCGUCUUCAACCAAGCCAGACGAAGAGCCUCUCCACAUCAAUCUGCAGAAGCUCCUGGAGAUGGUUCGGGAAGAGGCCCGGAGGACGGUCAUGAAGGAUAGUGAGACGCAAAAAAGCGCACCCAGUAUCUUGUCGAUGGUGAGACAGAUCAAGAGCGAUUCUACCUAUAAAGACACGCAGACCACCUACAAAUCCAGCGAGAGGUCCAGCAGCACAAGUGGAGAAAGCCACAGCCAACCAAUCCAGAAGAUGAAAAGCCGCACCUACCGUGACCUCAUCCACUGCAAGACCAACGUGUGUACCACCAUGAGGGCCAAGUUCUACAGUGUGGCCCAGGAGGCCGGCUUCUGUCUGCAGGACAAGAUGGAAAUCCUCAUGAAGCGCCAGGAAGAGAGAGGCCUCCAGAAGUUCCAUUCUUUUGUCCUUGUUUCGAAUUUUCAAAAGGACAUAGCAAAAAUGAGACACAGAGUCGCCAUGGUAAAAGGAGACGCGGAGGAAAUCGCCGACCACUGGUACUUUGAUCUUCUGUCCAAACUCCCUGAAGAUCUGAAGAACUUCCGCCCCGCCAAAAAGAUCCUGGCAAAACUGCAGAAGUACGGAGAAAACCUGGACCUGAGGAUCAGGCCCCACGUCCUCCUGAAGGUGCUGCAGGAUCUGAGGACCUGGGAACUGUGCUCCCCAGACGUCGCUGCGGCUGUCGAGUUUGUGCGAGAACACAUUAUCCAUAUGCCUCAAGAGGACUAUAUCAACUGGCUGCAAAACCGGAUCAACAUCCCCUUACGGCCCCAGAGUGCCCAGAUAUAG
This is a messenger RNA of Miniopterus natalensis, 1647 nucleotides long. It is a transcript of the gene CCDC60, whose product is annotated as coiled-coil domain containing 60. The record is from RefSeq and is a predicted model, not a curated record. Lineage: Eukaryota; Metazoa; Chordata; Mammalia; Chiroptera; Miniopteridae.